Molecule: messenger RNA, 372 nt
Organism: Puccinia graminis f. sp. tritici CRL 75-36-700-3
Lineage: Eukaryota; Fungi; Basidiomycota; Pucciniomycetes; Pucciniales; Pucciniaceae
Exons: 6
Coding region: 1-372 (123 amino acids)
Source: RefSeq, a predicted model, not a curated record
AUGUCACCGGAGAAACGUCACCCGGUCACCUGGGCACCAUCCAAAUAUUCACGUAACGGACUCAUGAUAUCAUAUGUCGCUGCCAAUCAACAUCAACGACCACGCUGUCCAAAGGGCUCAGCUAUUACCUGUAUGCAUGGAGGUAAAAUUGAUGGUAAAGAUUACGUGGAAAUUGCAGACCCGGCCCGACGAGGAAUUGAAAAAGGAGGCUUUGGGACAGGAGAAAUUUGUUGGGAUCGUACCAGUGAAUUCAAGUGCUGUGCUUCUGAGAUAAGGAACAAUGUUGCUCUCACUGAUGCAGACGGUCAUAGGUAUAUAACCCCAGAUCAAGCUGCUCAAUGUAGGAAGCUUGGACCAAAAUCUCAAGACUGA